Clarias gariepinus (North African catfish) is the source of this 1406-nucleotide messenger RNA. It is a transcript of the gene fndc5b, whose product is annotated as fibronectin type III domain containing 5b. Lineage: Eukaryota; Metazoa; Chordata; Actinopteri; Siluriformes; Clariidae. The coding region runs from base 163 to 810 and encodes 215 amino acids. The transcript has 6 exons. The record is from RefSeq and is a predicted model, not a curated record. Gene Ontology annotation, molecular function: protein binding.
AGCUCCUCAUCCUCUCUCGGUUCGCCGCCAUGAGCAGAGUGAAGGCGCUGAGCGGGGAUCCGCGGUAGCGCGUGCGUUAAGUGAAGCCGAUCUGCGGACAUUCCCGCGUGAGUAAAUGGGCUUGGAGGCUGAGCGGGCGGAAUGUAAAGGAUCCCGUGCAGGAUGGGAGGAAGAAGCUCCUGCGCCGCUGCCGUUCUGCUGCCGCCGCCGCCGCUGCUGCUGCUGUUGCUGCUCGCCUGCAUGUUCGCGCGUCCGGUCCGCGCCGACAGUCUAUCCGCCCCACUGAACGUAACCAUCAAGACCUUGGAGGGCAAUACGGCUGUGGUCACAUGGGACAUCCUCGAGGGAGAUCCGGUCAUCGGGUUCGCCAUCACACAGCAGAAGAAGGAUGUAAGAAUGAUGCGUUUCAUCCAGGAGGUGAACACUACCACACGCUCAUGUGCAUUAUGGGAUUUGGAGGCUGAUACUGAGUACAUUGUGCACGUGCAGUCCAUCAGCAUGAGUGGCACAAGCCCUCCCAGUGACCCCGUCCUCUUCCGGACGCCAAAAGAGUCUGAGAAAAUGGCCUCCAAAAGUCCUGAUGAAGUGACAAUGAAGGAGGUUGGCCAGGCUGCCCAGCUGAGGGCCGGAGAGCUGAUCAUCAUAGUAGUCGUUCUGAUCAUGUGGGCAGGUGUAAUAGCUCUCUUCUGCCGUCAGUAUGACAUCAUUAAAGACAACGAACCCAACAACAACAAGGACAAAGCCAAGAACUCGUCGGAGUGCAGCACCCCCGAGCACCCUACAGGGGGGCUACUGCGCAGCAAGGUCUAACCAACCACAGGCAAUAACAGGCUUCAGGCUCAGGACACUGCUGAGACACACCAGAAAGCCAUCAAAUGACAUUAUUAUGAAACAAGAGUGCCCAUCUUCAUCUGAAAGGACUCUUUAAUACCGCAUCCUAUCAAGAAAUACGGACCCCUUGGUGCUUGUCUACGCAGCAUAAAAAACACAAUGACACACUCGAGCACAUUUGACAAGUACACUUGAGCACAUCUGAAGGCCGAAAGUGAAAAGACCUGAGAAUGGAAAAGUGCAUGACUGGGCGUUCCCUGGGGUCUGGCAUCCGAACAGAGACGUUCCCUAUGCUCUGAGAAGAGAGCGCUAGGAAUCCCAGGACACUCUGCUUCCAGCGCCACCCCGCACAGAUAAGCGAAAUGUGUCAUCGCCGUUGAGGGAAGACGAUAAUAAACCAGAGUCGUGCUAUGAAUGAAGGGGAACAAUUUUUUUUUCUUUUUUCCCCCUCCAAGCAUUCUCUUCUUAUCAGUGCUGAAACAGGAUCAUACGUGGAGGAAGGGGAUAAACUGAAGCUAUUUCCCAUAUCUCUCCGUCUUUCUCUCUGCAUAUUUGCUUUAUUAUUAUUUUUUAUC